AUGCCAAGUUAUAAAAGUAACUUCGUGUCCUUAGAUGAGGAUGUUACAAAUGACAUUUCAGACCUGAGUGAAAUGAAAAUUUCAGAUGAAAAAGGAUCUACUGAAAAGAGCACAAUGACUUUGAUUGAGAGGAAUGGCUAUCAUGACUCAAUAUACAUAAACGCAGCUAAGAUUUUUCAAGGCAUUCAUAACAAAAAAACUCAGGAUAGAAUAUUGGUGCGGUAUGGUAAUGACUCAGCAUCUCCCAUACUAACUUUUAAAGAUGAGUAUUCCCAGCGUGUGUCUUACGAACUGGCUUUCAGUGCUCUAAAAUAUCAAGAUCUUCUUGAAAAAAUACUGUUAGAUAGCUGUGUUUACCCAUGUCAGUCAAUACCGGAUGAAUUAACCAGCUUACUUGUUGUGAUGCUUUAUGACCUACAAGACCGAAAGUUUCAAGCUCGAGAGAUUGUUGAUGAAGAACCUGUAGCAGAAGUUCAGAAAAUAGAGCAUUAUCUCUACAGUUUUAAGACCAAAUUGGCAGCUGCACUAGCAAGAUGUCGAAUCAAACAUGAUGCUCUUUCAAUUGAGUACAUUCUACCAGAAACCAUACGGAAGCAGGAACAAAGAGCUUCUGCCUUACCUUUGUAUGCUUGGAUAAAUACAUUUAAAAUCAGCCUUCAAGAUGUUUUCUGUAAUUUGAAGAAGAAAGGAUUCACAAGAGUUGAAUCUGUGUCAGACUUCAACCAUUAUACUUACUGUAUGGACCAACAUUGCCAUGAUGUAUUGGUUUUUCCUUCCUCUCUUAAAGAAGAACUGCUUAAUUUAGAUCUUUUUGCAGAUUACAAGCUCUUACUACAGGAUAAGUCUCGCAGCCUUGCUGUACAUUCUGUACAUGCUCUAUUGAAAACAGAUGAUGAUGUUGUAGUGGCUCACAUGGGUUCCCGUCUGACCAUUGCUCAUAUGUCAGUGCUGACAAAUCACAGCAUGUCCAGAAUUUUUGUUUGUGGUGUAAAAUCUCCAGCAAAAGAGGCUGAACUGAGGAACUUGUUCAGGCACGUGGGAUGUAAAAAUAUUCAGUUGUUACAAGAAGACUUUACUGAGAUUGGACCAACAGACCAGAGACUGCAAAAGGCAAAAGUUAUUCUGCUGCUGCCACAAUGCUCUGGAGUGGGUGUUGGCAAUCCGAUAGAAUUUAUUUUAAACGAACACGGAGAUGUAGAAUUGCUUAGAGACCUUUUCCAAGGAUCUGUAUCUGAGGAUAAACUCAAUAUUCUUGCUGAGAAGCAGCUUAAAGAAUUGAUGCAUGCCAUGAAAUUUAACAAAGUACAAGCUAUUGUUUACUGCACUUCUUCAGUUUACCCAGAAGAAAAUGAACUAGUAGUGAACAAAGCACUGGAAUCUAGAGUGGAAGGAAGUAAAGUACAACCAUAUAGGCUUGUUCCACCUGUUUUUCCUAUUUGCUCCAAUUCGAAGGUUUCAACUGAAUUUUUUUUCAAAAUGGAACCAUCAGAAAUUUCCAAUUGCUGCUUUUUAGCUAUUCUAGAAAGAGAGAAAGAUUCUUCUGAAAAUUUGUCUGUUAAAGAUAUUUUGGCUCGUGCUGCAGCAAAGGGACUAUUAGAUGGAAUUGUUGUAGAAAAAUCAAAGAAAGAAGAGAAAAAGAAAAAGAAACUGAAAAUGACACAACAUGCAAAUAAUAUUAGAGGUAACGGUGUAGAGACAAAGAAUGAAGAGUUCCUUCACCAUGAAGCUGUAUCUAAUAUUCCUGCUGAAGAUUCAGUAUCUAAAGCAGUAAGUAACACAGACCAAAAGCCUUUGAACAAAACAAACAGUUAUGGUCAGCUGAAGAAAGCUACCACCAACCCAGUCUCAGACUCAGCCCUUCCUAAAGUUCUGAAGCGCACAUCUAAUUUGUCAUCUAUCAGCAAGGUCUAUGAAAGACAGCCACUUACUAGAAAGGCCCGUGCAGGAGACAGAAUGGUUGUAUUGAAGCCUGUGGAAAUUGUUUUGCCUCCAGUGAUAGUACCAUACUUAAGUUCCCAAGGAAACAGAUGCAAGCUGCCAGCCCAUCAUUGCUGGCAUGACUGGAUUGGAGCAAAGAGUUUUAGUGGGGGCCUGUUUCCACCACCUCUAUCUAGAGCAGUCAAACCAAAUGUGGUUAAGCAACCUCGACCAUGGCUGUAA
Molecule: messenger RNA, 2160 nt
Organism: Rhea pennata
Lineage: Eukaryota; Metazoa; Chordata; Aves; Rheiformes; Rheidae
Gene: NSUN7
Product: NOP2/Sun RNA methyltransferase family member 7
Exons: 11
Coding region: 1-2160 (719 amino acids)
Molecular function (GO): methyltransferase activity
Source: RefSeq, a predicted model, not a curated record